This is a messenger RNA of Empidonax traillii (willow flycatcher), 3401 nucleotides long. RefSeq names its product frizzled class receptor 8 (gene FZD8). The transcript has a single exon. The coding region runs from base 750 to 2759 and encodes 669 amino acids. The record is from RefSeq and is a predicted model, not a curated record. Lineage: Eukaryota; Metazoa; Chordata; Aves; Passeriformes; Tyrannidae. Gene Ontology annotation, cellular component: plasma membrane. Gene Ontology annotation, molecular function: Wnt receptor activity; Wnt-protein binding. Gene Ontology annotation, biological process: non-canonical Wnt signaling pathway; canonical Wnt signaling pathway.
GCUGGGGGCGGGGCCAGGCUGCUCUCGCUAUAAAUAUUCAUGAAGCGCGGCGGCCGAAGCGGCGCUGCCGGGGCCGGAGAGCGAGAACUUGCGGAGGAGUCGCCGUGCUCGACCCGCGGCUCAGGUGGCGCGACCGCGGCCGGGGCUGCGGCAGCCGGAGGAGGCGCAGAGCGAGCACCGCCCGACUGGCGCUUGCCCGUGGAGCCGAGCGCUCCGGCGAGCGGUACGAGGAGCCGCUCCGGCCGCCCCGGCCCCGCCGCUGCCCGCCCGCUCGGGGCGGUGGGAGCCCGGCGCCGCGGGGCACACCGCCCGCUCCCCGGGACGCCUCAGCCGUCUCCGCCGCGCCGGGGCUGAGGGCGAAACUUCUGCACCACCGCCACUGCCCCGUGCCCGGCCGGCGCUGGAGCAGCGGCGAGAGGAGUGGCGGCACCCCCUGCGCACCCGGCCCCGCGAGGAGCGAUGCGGCGGCGGCUGAGGGGCCUCCUGUGAGCGAAUCCCCUUCCUCCGGCGCCGAGCGGGGGAUCGCCGGCGGCUCCCGCUCACCGGGUGCCCGCGGGGCCGCCUCCCUACUGGGCGACGGAGCCCCGCGGGGGCUGCGAGACCUCUUCACCUGCGAGCGGCACGGAGGGGGCCGCCCUGCGCCCCCCAGAGGGGUAGCCGGGGCCGGGGGGUGCUGUGGCGCCGCGCUCCCCGCGGCUGCUGAGCGGGACGGGAGAGGAGCCGGGGCCGCCGCCCCCGCGCCGCCGAGCAUGGAGUGGAGUUACCUGUUGGAAAUCACCUCGCUGCUCGCCGCCUUGUCCCUGCUGCAGCGCGCCGGCUGCGCCGCCGCCUCGGCCGCCGCCGCCGCGUCCUCCUCCUCGGCUAAGGAGCUGUCGUGCCAGGAGAUCACCGUACCCCUCUGCAAGGGCAUCGGCUACAACUACACCUACAUGCCCAACCAGUUCAACCACGACACGCAGGACGAGGCCGGGCUGGAAGUGCACCAGUUCUGGCCGCUGGUGGAGAUCCAGUGCUCCAGUGACCUGCGCUUCUUCCUCUGCAGCAUGUACACCCCCAUCUGCCUGGAGGACUACAAGAAGCCGCUGCCGCCCUGCCGCAGCGUCUGCGAGCGGGCCAAGGCCGGCUGCGCCCCGCUCAUGCGCCAGUACGGCUUCGCGUGGCCCGACAGGAUGCGCUGCGACCGCCUCCCCGAGCAGGGCAGCCCGGACACGCUCUGCAUGGACUACAACCGCACGGACCUCACCACGGCCGCCCCGCCGCCCGCCAAGCCCCCGCUCCGUGGCGCCAAACCCGGCAGCCCCGCCAAGGCGCCCCCCGCCGCCGCCGCCCCGCCGGCCGAGGCCCCGCGCAAGCCGCGGCCGCCGCCGCCCUGCGAGCCGGGCUGCCAGUGCCGGGCGCCCAUGGUGUCGGUGUCCAGCGAGCGGCACCCGCUCUACAACCGCGUCAAGACGGGGCAGAUCGCCAACUGCGCCCUACCCUGCCACAACCCCUAUUUCAGCCCCGACGAGCGCGCCUUCACCGCCUUCUGGAUCGGGCUCUGGUCCGUGCUCUGCUUCCUCUCCACCUUCGCCACCGUCUCCACCUUCCUCAUCGACAUGGAGCGCUUCAAGUACCCCGAGCGCCCCAUCAUCUUCCUGGCCGCCUGCUACCUCUUCGUCUCGUUGGGCUACCUGGUGCGGCUGGUGGCGGGGCACGAGAAGGUGGCGUGCAGCGGCGGGGCGGGCGCGGGCGGCGCGGGGGCCGGGGCUGCGGGGGCCGGCGGCGGCGCGGCGGCGGGGGCGGCGGCGGCGGGGGGGCGCGGCGCGGCGGGCGGCGCGGCCGAGCUGCAGCCCGAGCUGGCGGUGGCCGAGCACGUGCGGUACGAGAGCACUGGCCCGGCGCUGUGCACCGUGGUCUUCCUGCUCGUCUACUUCUUCGGCAUGGCCAGCUCCAUCUGGUGGGUCAUCCUCUCCCUCACCUGGUUCCUGGCCGCCGGCAUGAAGUGGGGCAACGAGGCCAUCGCUGGCUACGCGCAGUAUUUCCACCUGGCCGCCUGGCUGCUCCCCAGUGUCAAGUCCAUCGCUGUGCUGGCGCUCAGUUCUGUGGACGGGGACCCCGUGGCUGGCAUCUGCUACGUGGGCAACCAGAGCCUGGAGAACUUACGGGGCUUCGUGCUGGCACCGCUGCUCAUCUACUUGGCCAUUGGCUCCAUGUUCCUGCUCGCUGGCUUCGUCUCGCUGUUCCGCAUCCGCAGUGUCAUCAAACAGCAGGGUGGCCCCACCAAGACCCACAAGCUGGAGAAACUGAUGAUACGCCUGGGACUCUUCACCGUGCUCUACACUGUGCCAGCUGCCAGCGUGGUCGCCUGCCUCUUCUACGAGCAGCACAACCGGCCACGCUGGGAGGCCACGCACAACUGCCCCUGCCUGCGUGACCAGCAGCCUGACCAGGCCCGCCGCCCUGACUAUGCUGUCUUCAUGCUCAAGUACUUCAUGUGCCUCGUGGUGGGCAUCACCUCCGGUGUCUGGGUCUGGUCUGGCAAGACCCUUGAGUCCUGGAGGGCCCUCUGCACUCGCUGUUGCUGGGCCAGCAAAGGUGCUGCCGUGGCUGGGAGCGCAGGGGCAGGAACAGGUGGGCAGGCAGCAAUCACUGCAGCAGGAGGACUUGGGGCUGGAGGUGGUGGCUCACUCUACAGUGAUGUUAGUACUGGCCUGACAUGGAGAUCAGGCACUGCCAGCUCUGUCUCCUAUCCCAAGCAGAUGCCCCUGUCUCAAGUAUGAGGAGGAGGAAAGAGGCCAAAGGUUAGGGAAUGAGGGACACUGGCCUGCCUAAAAUGCCCCCUCACUGUUUGGUGCCAUUAAUGAACCCCUAAUGGUCCUUAUUAGCCACAGCUUGUAUAGAACAAUGCAGCUGGCAGAGGCCCCAGGCUCCAGCCCCCUCCUCCUUCCCCUCCAUUCAUAUGCAGGGAGCAUGUACUUCAAGGAGCCAGCUUAUUAUUUUGCUGGCAGAGGAGGGUAGAGGCUCACCCCUGUCUUACAGAGGGCAAGGCACAGCGGCUUCUGAGUCACUCUGGACUAACAGCAGCUCUUUACUCAAGGGAGGGAAGGUCUUCCUCCCCCCCCAUACCGAGGUGGAAGUCUGCUGGGACUGCAGGUUUUUGGGAUGUUGAUGACCAGGCAAAUGCCUUAUACUAUAGACUGAAACAAAACAUGUCUUAAUUAUACACCCCAGCUAAAUACGGGUUUCCUACAUUAAAGGAUGUAUUUAUAUAAUUAUUUGUUACCUUGUACAGAUGUGUAAAAUAUGUAUAUAUCCAAAGCUAUACAGUCUGUAAAUUUUUUUGUAAAAAUGUUUAGAGGCUACCCCUGUAAGAGCAAAUAUGAGUAUUCUAUUUUGUCAAUAAAAUGACUUUUGAUAAAUGA